AUGGUCCAGGGUGCGAUCUUGGCUUUGAUUGUGGCUAAUCUGGCUCUGUUUGUGGCAUCGACCGACCCGAGCUGGUCGGCCUCGAGCGAGACGGCCUUUGCAUGGAUCGAAGGCUGCUCGGUCAUCAUCUUUACCUUUGAAUACGUGGCGCGGGUGUGGUCGAUUGUCGAGGCAAACAAGUACGCACACCCGCUAUGGGGCAGGAUCAAGUUUAUGACCAAGGCCGUGUCUCUCAUCGACGCUGUCGCCAUUCUCCCGUGGUUCAUCGGGCUCUUUGUGGAGGCUCUGACGCCGCACGAUGUGCCGAUCACCACUCCGAUCCGCAUCUUUCGCGUCCUUCGCCUGCUCAAGACCGAGCAGUACGGGCAGGCGUUUGCCUCGGUCAAGCGGGUUGUCUGGCACAACCGCGAGAUUCUCUCGGUCGGCCUCCUCCUCUCGGGCAUUCUCCUCUUUGCCACCGCCACUCUUCUGUGGGCGGCGGAGCACAAAGACAACCCGGGCGACUUUGGGUCGAUCCCCAAGACCCUCUUUCUUGCUGUCCUCAUGCUCACCGGGCAGGGCAUCGACUACUCUGGCAAAAACUACUCGACGCUGACGCUCAUCAUCAUCGCUGUUACGGCUGUGGUCUCUGUCGCCUUCUUUGCCAUUCCGGCCGCCAUGCUCGCUUGGGCCUUCGAGUCCGAGGCCGAGCGUCUUGUCGCUGUCCGCCGGGAGCGGGCCAAGGCCAAGCGGCGCGCAGUCGAGCUGGGCAUGACCUAUGUCGAGCCGAUCACCGACUCGGACUCGUUCUCCUCCGACUCGUCCGGCAUGCUCUCAUCGUCCGAAGACGGCUCGCCCGAAAUCUUUGCCCUCUUUGACGAUCCGACCUCGCCGGGCCUCGACGCCGCGCACCUUGGCCUUGUCCUCCGCACCUUUGGCUAUGACUUUGACGCCGAGACGCUCGAGGACAUGCUCGGGGACGUUGAUCCCUUCCGCACCGGCAUCAUCACCUACCCGCGGCUCCUCACGCUGUUGGCGCGGCGUCGGCUCCGGCGCAUCCAGGACCUCGGCCCAGCCGCCGGCGACGAGCCAUGGCGGACGGGUGGCCGAUUCUCGCCCGAAGACGGCUCCCGCUCGUCUCUCCAGCCGCUCACCGACGUCUCGCACGCCAUUGCUGUCCUGAAAGCGCUCUCGCCCGCUGAUCGGCUGCAAGCUCUUGCAGCUGUUGCUGCUCCGUAG
This is a messenger RNA of Thecamonas trahens ATCC 50062, 1218 nucleotides long. Its product is annotated as ion transporter. Gene Ontology annotation, biological process: potassium ion transmembrane transport. The transcript has a single exon. Gene Ontology annotation, molecular function: delayed rectifier potassium channel activity; calmodulin binding. The record is from RefSeq and is a predicted model, not a curated record. Gene Ontology annotation, cellular component: voltage-gated potassium channel complex; membrane. NCBI's taxonomy places the organism in Eukaryota, Apusomonadida, Apusomonadidae. Bases 1 to 1218 code for a protein of 405 amino acids.